AUGGGUAUCAAACACCUCUUCCAGGUCAUCUCAGAAAAUGCCCCCGAUGCUGUCAAGACCGGCGAGAUUAAGAACCAUUUUGGUCGGAAAGUCGCCAUAUUAGGCGUGGUAUCUAUGAGCAUUUACAGCUUUUUGAUUGCGGUCCGCUCAGACGGUCAGCAACUGAUGAGCGAAGCGGGCGAAACCACAUCGCAUCUACUAGGCAUGUUCUAUCGUACGUUGCGAAUUGUCGAUAACGGAAUCAAGCCUGUUUACGUUUUCGACGGUGCUCCUCCGAAAAUGAAGGGUGGCGAACUCGCCAAACGAACUGCGCGGAAAAGAGAAGCCCACGAAGCUCAUGAAGAGGCCAAAGAGACCGGUACGGCGGAGGACAUGGAGAGGUACUCGCGGCGAACGGUGCGGGUGACCCGAGAGCAUAAUGCAGAGUGCAAGAAGCUUCUCAAGCUGAUGGGAGUUCCCUACAUUGAUGCACCAACCGAGGCUGAAGCUCAAUGUGCGGUCUUAGCGCGUGCCGGCAAGGUGUAUGGCGCCGCUUCGGAGGAUAUGGAUACACUCUGCUUUGAAGCGCCGAUCUUACUGCGGCAUUUGACAUUUAGCGAACAACGGAAGGAACCGAUUCAAGAAAUCCAUCUAGACAAGGCACUUGAAGGCCUUGGCAUGGACCGGAAGCAGUUCAUUGAUCUUUGUAUUCUUCUGGGCUGCGACUAUCUGGAUCCCAUCCCCAAGGUUGGGCCAAACACGGCACUGAAGCUCAUUCGUGAACAUGGUUCUCUCGAGAAGGUUGUGGAGGCCAUUGAAAACGACCCCAAGAAAAAAUAUACGAUCCCUGACGACUGGCCGUACCAGGAGGCACGCGAGCUAUUUUUCAACCCUGACGUGAGAAAGGCCGAUGAUCCGGAAUGCGAUUUUAAGUGGGAAAGCCCUGAUGUCGAGGGACUGGUGGAGUUUUUAGUCAAGGAUAAAGGAUUCAGUGAGGAUCGAGUUCGCAACGGCGCGGCGCGGCUGCAGAAGAAUCUGAAGUCGGCACAGCAGUCUCGACUUGAGGGGUUUUUCCGACCAGUGGCUAAAACGGACGCCGAGAAAGCUAAUCUGAAACGCAAGCACGAGGUGAAGGUUGAGGAGCAGAAGAAACGGAAGAAAGAGGAGGCCAAGGCUAAGAAAGAAGCCAAAGCUCGGCCGCGCGGUGCUAUUUGA
Talaromyces atroroseus is the source of this 1194-nucleotide messenger RNA. Its product is annotated as Flap endonuclease 1. The coding region runs from base 1 to 1194 and encodes 397 amino acids. Lineage: Eukaryota; Fungi; Ascomycota; Eurotiomycetes; Eurotiales; Trichocomaceae. The transcript is spliced from 5 exons. Gene Ontology annotation, cellular component: nucleus; cytoplasm. The record is from RefSeq and is a predicted model, not a curated record. Gene Ontology annotation, molecular function: DNA binding; 5'-3' exonuclease activity; 5'-flap endonuclease activity.